Messenger RNA from Larimichthys crocea (large yellow croaker), 654 nucleotides. RefSeq names its product BLOC-1 related complex subunit 8 (gene borcs8). The record is from RefSeq and is a predicted model, not a curated record. Lineage: Eukaryota; Metazoa; Chordata; Actinopteri; Sciaenidae. Gene Ontology annotation, cellular component: BORC complex. The transcript has 6 exons. The coding region runs from base 106 to 498 and encodes 130 amino acids.
AAAAAAAUACGGAAGAGGCGAGAAUCAGCUGACACGAGCCGCCCUCCAGCUGCUGCAGCUGCUUUGUUGUUGUUGUUGUUACUUUAACCAGCUCUUGUUAUUAUUAUGGAGGACCAGGAGAUGCAGCUGAAAGUCAGACGAGUGACUGACAAAUUCACGGAGAGCAUGUACGUGCUGGCUAACGAGCCGUCGGUGGCUCUGUACAGGCUGCAGGAGCACGUCAGGAGGUCUCUGCCUGAACUGGUGCAACACAAGACAGACAUGCAGAGCUGGGAGGAGCAGAGUCAAGGAGCCAUCUACACUGUAGAGUAUGCAUGCAGUGCAGUGAAGAGCAUGACGAACAGCAGCAUGUAUUUCAAAAACAUUGACGGCCUCCUCCGUCAAGCCAUCAGCAUGAAGGAACAGAUAAGCACCUCUCAAGGAAGAAGCUUAAGUGAUGUGACCCCCUCUCCCAGUCCCCUUGUCCCUGCUCCACAUGCCCCAUCCACUUCCUCAUGACCUCUGUACAGAGGUGUCCAAGGAAAAGGACUAUGGAUUCGGGCAUGCUAAAGGAAGGGGGAGAAAAGCACAGCUCUGGGAUGUGACGUGACUUCCUGAGAUGGCCGUAUUGCUUCUACACUCCCCUGCUCUGCUACCCCUUGAUUGGGGCUGAAG